Molecule: messenger RNA, 3529 nt
Organism: Schistosoma haematobium
Lineage: Eukaryota; Metazoa; Platyhelminthes; Trematoda; Strigeidida; Schistosomatidae
Exons: 20
Coding region: 176-3529 (1117 amino acids)
Biological process (GO): transmembrane transport; monoatomic anion transport; monoatomic ion homeostasis
Cellular component (GO): basolateral plasma membrane; plasma membrane
Molecular function (GO): solute:inorganic anion antiporter activity
Source: RefSeq, a predicted model, not a curated record
CUGAAAAAUAUUUUUGUUUAAAUUAACUUGACUAUUGAGAAAGUGUUUUUUUUGUGUGAAAGAAACCAAAAAAAACUAUAAACAAACAAACAUUUACACAAAAUGAUUAGUUAUAAAAUGAAAAUGAAAAUUUAUGUUUUAUCCAUAUCAUUAAUGUUAUAUAUUUGUUAGAAAUAUGUCAUAUAAUAUUCAAAUGACUACAGUUUCUUCAUCUACAGUUCAAUCAACUACAUUAAAUAAUUCUUAUCCUACUACUAUUACUACUACUACUUGUGGUACUACCACUACUACUACUAAUAAUAAUACUUAUAUGCCAACUACAAUAUCAAAUACGUUUCAAUCAUGUAUUCAAACUGAAUUAUCAGAUAAUCAUUAUCUGUUUGAUGUACAUAAAACAAAAGAUGAUUCUAUGAAUAAUAAAUUAUAUACAGUUGAUCAUUUAAUAAAAUCAACAUCAAUAAAAUCAAAAUCGAAACGUCUAGAAAAACAUGUUACAUUAUCUGAUGAAAUAUUAGAUGUAAAUUAUCCACCAUUUCUUCAACAUCAUUAUAUAAAAUCUAAUGAUUAUUAUAAUAAAUUUAAUAUUGAUAAUUUAGAUAAUAAAAAUAAUAAAAAUUUAACUAAUAUAGAUCAUAAUUAUCCAUUAUCAAUUAAUCCAACUAUUCCACAUAUGUCAACGGAUAAAAUAAGUACAGCAAGUCUUGGAAGUAUGGUAAAAUAUUGUACAGAUAAUCAUGAUGAAUCUUCGACUACACUCAUUUUAUCACGUUUAGAAAAAUUAACGCUUAAAGAUUUUGCAUCUGAAGUGAGAGCGAAUCUGGAUAUUGAUAUGUUUAUAAAAGAAGCAACUCUUUUAUUGGAUUUGGAUGGAUCCACCUUAGAGGAUAUAAUUAGUUCAAUGUUAGAAGCAGUUUUUAAUAAUCGUCCUAUUGUUGAUACAGCAACAUCAACAACAACAAAUACAACAGCGAAUAUGACACCAAGUAGUCCUAGUUCUCCUGAUGACACCGAUUCAGUUCAAUGGUCAAGAACUUCAGCGACUACAACUAGUGGUUUUGGACCAAAAGUAAAUUUUUCAAUAACUGGAAAUUCAGAUAAAACUAAUUUAUCAAAACUGGAUAUUGAAAAUAUGAAACUUGAAGCUAAAAAUUCUCUUCUGAUGCAGAUUAAUUAUGAGGGAUAUACAUAUCAAAGGCUCGCAAAAACAAUUAAAGGAGUUUCACUGAGAGAUGGUGAUUGUUUGUCAACCGAUCAAAGUUGGAUUUGUGCCAUGUGUUCAUUAAGAUCAAUUCAUAAACGUUAUCUUGCUUUGGCACGAUUAAAUAAUCCAGUUAAUUUUGGCAGGUCAAGUGAAGGAACUUAUUUGAUUGUACUUAUAAUAACACCAACGAAAGAGAAAGGUACAAAAAGUGAAAUUGAAGUUGGUCGAACGUUUGGCACAAUUCUAUCUGAUCCAAUAUUUCGGCAAGAAUUAUUAUUUGCUACUGAUGAAAAAGAAGUAAAAUUACUAUUAUGGGAUAGAGCACAACAAUUGGCAGCGCAACAGUCAACUGAUAGACGUAGAUCAUCACAAUAUCUUGAUAUUAGGAAUCAAACUAUUGAUUUGAGUUCUCAAUCAAAGAUUGGCAAAGGAAUUUACUUAGAUCUAAAGCGUAAAAUUCCAUAUUAUUGGUCGGACAUAACUGAGGGCAUCUGUGGAAAAAAUACUAUGCGUAAAACAAUAUCAACCAUUAUAUUCCUAUACUUUGCUUGUCUACUUCCUUCAAUUGCAUUUGGAUUAUUGAAUUCCAAAAAUACUGAUAAAAAGAUGGAAUUGAUAAUCAAAUAUCAAAUUACUUUACAUUUAUUUUUAAUUAUUCACAUAGAUAAUUAUAAUUUUGAUGUUACACGUGUAAUAAUGGGUCAAACGAUAGGUGGAUUAUGUUAUGGAGUUUUUGGAGGUCAACCAUUACUUGUACUUUUAUCAACAGCUCCAUUAGCAUUAUACAUAAAAAUUAUUUAUACCAUAUCUGAAACAUAUUCCAUUAAUUUUUAUGCAAUGUAUGCAUGUAUUGGAUUGUUUAAUAGUUUAUUUUUAAUCAUUUAUUCUGUUUGUGGAUUUAGUCGUUGGAUGAAAUGGUCUACAAGAUCGACAGAAGAGAUAUUUGCUAUGUUUGUUUCAAUGGCAUUUUUAUACGAUGCUGGAAACGAUUUAUAUGCAACGUUUCAAGAAAAUUAUCAUUGUAAUUUAUUAACAAAUUAUUCAUUAGUAUCAAAUGAAACUUUGAAUAUUCAGGGAUUUCAUAUAAAUUUCAUUCAUUCAAAUUAUUCAUUUAAUAAAAUUUCUAUAGAAAAUUGUCCUGAAAUAUUACCAUCCAAAUCAUUCCCAUCAUCAUCUUCAUCUUCAUCAUCAACGUCCUCUACAUUGCCAUCGUUACCAUCACAACAUACAAAUAGAAAUAUUACAAUUAUCCAGUCAGGAUGUCAACGUGAAGUUGCACUAGUUUAUUUAGUUUUACUUCUAGGUACAGUAUGGAUUGCAUUGAAUCUUUUAAAUUUUACUAAAACAUUUUAUGAUCACAAAUUCCAUCGGUUCAAUUCUAAUGUAACCGCAUAUACAUACAUAUAUAUCUAUAUUCAUUUAGCGAAGGCUAUAAAAAGUGAUCUACCAUUUCUAACUGCUACAAAACGGGAAAUAUUAACAGACUUUGCUUUACCUAUAGCAGUCAUUAGUAUGUCACUUGUUGGAUCCUUAAUAUUUGGUGACAUAAAAUUAAAACCAUUUGAAGUUGAACCAUCCGAUUUUAUGUUGAGCAAAGCCCCAUUGAACUUAUUAAGUUGGCCUGCCGUACUCGGAUCUAUCGGUAUAGCAAUCCCAUUAUCGCUAUUAUUUUAUAUGGAACAAAAUAUUGCCAGUGCUAUCCUGAAUUCCCCAUCUAAUAAGCUAAGAAAAGGACCAUCAAAUCAUUGGGAUUUGUUUGUCAUAGCACUUAUCAACAUUAUAUUAUCAAUAUUUUGUCUUCCAUGGGUUCAUGCAGCUUUACCUCAUACUCCAUUACACGUGAAAGCCUUAGCGGAUAUGGAAGAGCAUGUUGACGGUGGACAUCAUAUUAAACAAACUGUUAUUCGAGUACGUGAAACAAGAUUAACAUUAUUUAUUUCACAUGUACUCAUUGGAUUAUCAUUAGCGAUGAUACCUUAUCCAUUGAUCUAUAUACCUCCACCUGUAUUAAAUGGUCUAUUUAUUUAUAUGGCUAUAACAGCUUUACAAGGCAAUCAAAUGUUUGAAAGAAUAUUACUUUUUAUUACAGAACAAUCGGCUUAUCCACCAUCACACUAUAUAAGACGUGUACCACAAAGAAAACUCCAUUUAUUCACAUUUUUUCAGUUAAUACAAUUGGGAUUUCUAUGUGCAUUUGGAUUUGCACCUAGUCCAUAUGUGAAAUUAAUAUUUCCUGUAAUACUUGUUGUACAAAUAGUUUUAAGACAUACACUUAUUCCUAAAGCUAUUGAUUCUAAAUAUCUUGAGGCUCUGGAUCGUCAUUUUUAA